CCAGUUUGCAGAUCUCUCCUCCCCAGUUCCUGGACGUCAUCCUCUCCAAUAGUGAAUCGGUGGUGCUGAUCGAAUGCCAUGCAGGGAGAAAUCGGUGGCUGUGAUGGCAGGCGGCGGCCAUAGAGGAGACAGUGUGCAGUGAUUUGUGGGGGAAGGCAGGAAGGAAGGAGGGAGAACAAAGCCUAGUGAGGAGGACGAUCUGUGCUCCUGUAUAACUGUCUAUCCCUGCUCGCUGGGAGAAGGUCCGCCAUAUUCUGCCUUACCACGCCCGGGGAGCAGAGCCAUUGAAAAUAGAGAGAGAGAGAGAGAGGGGGGGAUGAUCGCAGGCAGACAGAGGCUGUCCUAGGUACAAGGCGAGCGGGCGGGCGGGCUUCAUGACACAAGGACAAGGAAGGAGAUGUGGAUGAGGGGGACCUGUGCCUGUUGUGUGCCCAUGGAUGUCACCAUGUUAGCUGCAUGCUUGUGAGAGCAAGAGGAGGCGGAGCAGGAGACUGACAGCACAUCGCCUCUACACGGGCAACCCACCCACCUACCUACCUACCUCCCCAUUCCGGGGUGCCAGCAGACCAGCCAGGGGCACUUGAGUGCCUUGCUCCCCCCUUUUCCCUCUCUAUCCCCUCCCUCAGACCCCCCCUUUUCCUUGUUGUGCAGCAGGCAGGUCUGUGAGUGUUAGGGUGGGGGGGCCGUCUCUUUCCACCAGUCGGGAGACAUGACUCUGGAGUCCAUCAUGGCGUGCUGCCUCAGUGAGGAGGCCAAGGAAGCCCGGAGGAUCAACGACGAGAUUGAGAGACAACUCCGCCGAGACAAGAGAGACGCCCGGAGGGAACUCAAGCUGCUGCUCCUGGGCACAGGAGAAAGUGGAAAAAGCACAUUUAUAAAGCAGAUGAGAAUAAUUCAUGGAUCUGGGUACUCUGAUGAAGACAAGAGGGGGUUCACUAAACUUGUGUACCAGAACAUAUUCACUGCAAUGCAAGCUAUGAUCCGGGCAAUGGAUACCCUUAAAAUCCCAUACAAGUAUGAACACAACAAGGGCCAUGCACUGUUAAUCAGAGAAGUUGAUGUAGAGAAGGUGUCCACAUUUGAGAUGCCCUAUGUAGAUGCAAUAAAAUAUCUAUGGAAUGAUCCUGGAAUACAAGAAUGCUAUGACAGGCGACGGGAAUAUCAGCUGUCUGACUCUACUAAAUACUAUCUUAAUGAUCUGGACCGUAUAGCUUGUCAUGGAUAUCUACCUACCCAACAAGAUGUGCUCAGAGUCAGAGUGCCCACAACAGGAAUUAUUGAAUAUCCAUUCGAUUUACAAAGUGUCAUCUUCAGAAUGGUCGAUGUAGGAGGCCAGCGAUCAGAGAGGAGGAAAUGGAUACACUGCUUUGAAAAUGUGACCUCCAUAAUGUUCCUUGUAGCACUUAGUGAAUAUGAUCAGGUCCUGGUGGAGUCCGACAAUGAGAACCGGAUGGAAGAAAGUAAAGCACUAUUUAGGACGAUUAUCACAUAUCCCUGGUUUCAGAACUCCUCAGUCAUCCUCUUUCUCAACAAGAAAGAUCUCCUGGAGGAGAAAAUAAUGUACUCUCAUCUAGUUGAUUAUUUCCCUGAAUAUGAUGGACCCCAGCGAGAUGCACAAGCAGCAAGAGAAUUCAUCUUAAAGAUGUUCGUAGAUCUGAAUCCAGACAGUGACAAAAUAAUCUACUCUCAUUUCACCUGCGCCACAGAUACAGAGAACAUUCGCUUCGUCUUUGCUGCUGUCAAGGACACUAUCUUACAGCUGAAUCUGAAGGAAUACAACUUGGUCUAACUGUGCCUGCUAGUUUUCCCAAUCUCCUUUGGGCCAUUGAAGAAAUUCAAGAAGGACUGUAUUAUCUAUAAGAAAAGAAACAAUUUGCAUAAUACUAAUUUAUUGCCGUCCUGAACUCUGUGAAUGUCCACAGAGUUUGUAGUAAUUAUUAUUAUGAUUUUAUUUAAACUAUGUGGAGGGAAAAAUGCUGCAGUAACCAGGCAGCACCAUUUUCUAGGAGAAAACGACUUGUGCUUUGAUAUGUAAGUCGUGCACUCACAAGGGCCGGUUUCAUUUUUAUUGCUUCUUAUUUUUUCAAGGAGAAAGAGCAGGAUGCUUUUAGUUCUGCAUGAUGCUCAGAAGCUCCUUCUUUGUCUUUUAAUCCUUUUCAAGUUAAGGUCUCCCCUUACAAUAAUCCCUUUCUGAGCCGCUUACACUAGUAAACAAUUAGGCAUAACUUUUGUUUGAUUUAAUUUUUUUUAUUUUUAAAUUCAAGCCAUCCUCUUUGCUAAUUUAUAUACUUUUUUGAAGGAUAAAAGUAUUGAUACUGUGAUUUUUAAAUUAUUGACAUGUAUAAAGUAGAUUUGGUUUUUGGUACUGUCUUUUGUCACUUCAAGGAGGAUUUAAAGAACUCAUAUCAAGCAGUAGGUACAUGAGUUCAAUCAUUAGCCAUCUACACAUUAUGAUGACAGACAAGAUUGCAUACUGGUGAUUGAAAUGUCUGUGCAAGAUGACCAAGACUAACAAAACAGAAAAAUUAAGGGGUUCUUGUUGUUUAGUGUGCAAUUUUUAACUUGGAGAUGGGCUUACAUAAUCUUGGUGGUAUUUUAUGUUUUACUUGCACAUCAAAAAUGCCAUGUACACUACACAUUUUCCCCCCAGCUUUAGUACAUUAUAUUUGACUUUACAGAUGCAUUUUUCUUAAGGUGAUAUUGUAGAGCUGACUGAAUAAUUUGUGCAAAACCAGUAUCUAGUUUGCCAAAUCUGGCUCUUUUUUUGUACUGUACAUAGACAAUUAAAAUGCCAAAACUGA
Messenger RNA from Rana temporaria (common frog), 2801 nucleotides. Its product is annotated as guanine nucleotide-binding protein G(q) subunit alpha. Lineage: Eukaryota; Metazoa; Chordata; Amphibia; Anura; Ranidae. Gene Ontology annotation, cellular component: heterotrimeric G-protein complex. Bases 710 to 1789 code for a protein of 359 amino acids. Gene Ontology annotation, molecular function: guanyl nucleotide binding; G-protein beta/gamma-subunit complex binding; GTPase activity. The record is from RefSeq and is a predicted model, not a curated record. The transcript has 7 exons. Gene Ontology annotation, biological process: action potential; phospholipase C-activating dopamine receptor signaling pathway; adenylate cyclase-modulating G protein-coupled receptor signaling pathway.